AUCGGUGACGGUCCGAAUGGGCCCGCUCUUCCACGAAUCGACUUAUCACAACUGGCAUCGACCGAGAAAUGACACGAGCUCUCAAGAUCAUCCCCCAGCGAAGCGCCUACAGCUACAUCCACAAGAGAAAAAUGUCCUCAACAUCAUCCCUACCGAAAUUCGUCGUCUGGGCACCCGACUACACUGACGAGGGUGCUCUCGGACGAAGACUAGCAGUAAGACCUGCCCACCUCGAGAACAUCAAGAAACAAAUCAGUCAAGGCGUCCUACAGGUUGGCGGAGCGUUCAUGACGCCCGAAUCCGUCGAUGCAGCUGCGGCAGACAGAAAGUUUCGCGGCUCGUGCAUGAUUUACGAGGGCGAAAGUAUCGAUGCCGUGCGUCAGCUUGUGGAGGAGGAUCUUUAUUAUAAGACUGAUGUGUGGGACAAGGAGAAGCUCGUUAUUCUCCCUAUCGCAUUGGCAACGGGCCUUCCGCCUGUGCCUUCCUGAUACCUGCAGACAUCAAAGAUACUACUUAUGAAUGAAAGAUGGUAUAGACUUGUGACCAGUCUGACAUUAGUAUGAUACGUCUUUGCUCGAUUGACUUGUCCGCGGUUAUACCAGUACUAAGCCCUAGCCUACGUCAUGAUACCACGCAAUCGCAAUCUUGAUGAAGCUCAAGAGCCGCUACGAGGCCCAAGCCUUGCAAGGUUA
Messenger RNA from Suillus fuscotomentosus, 692 nucleotides. RefSeq lists its product as uncharacterized. The record is from RefSeq and is a predicted model, not a curated record. The transcript is spliced from 3 exons. Lineage: Eukaryota; Fungi; Basidiomycota; Agaricomycetes; Boletales; Suillaceae. The coding region runs from base 69 to 488 and encodes 139 amino acids.